GUCCCCAGGUACCAGGGACCUGCUGUGCGCUGCUAGGGCCUGGCUCACCCCUUCCCGGGCUGCCAUGUGACAGGGCUCUCCCCCACGGUGAUAGGGCUGCAGGGCUGAGCCUGAGAGGGUGCCGAGCCAGGGGCGGCCUGGCGAGGGCUGUGUGGCACUCUGAGGGCUGGAAGUGAGCACAUCUGGUGUGAAAGUCAGGAGAGUCCUGUGACUCAGCAUAGGAAGGAUGACACCUGGUCCUUCCGGCCCAUCCUGAGUCUUGUCAGGUCUGUUGUUUGACAGUGACACCUGAGUUCGUGCUUUAUCAGCACCUGCACUCGGCUGUUCGGCCUCCGAUGUGGGUGGGGUUUUAAAGGAACAGGGUUUAGGGCAGUGGGAAGGCCGGCCGUUCGUUUGUGUUGCUCUUUGAACAGAGUGGUUAGUUGUGCUCGAGGCAGGGGAUCUGGUGGGACACAAGCCACGCGUGGAGCUCAUGGUGACCGAGUGCAGAGAGCCUGGCGAGGGCCACGUCCACCCUCCCUUCACGUUGUGGCAGACGUCCACCCCUGCCUGUGCAGACAGCAGCUCCCAGGCCCCUCGGGCCGGCCAGACCCGCGUUCUCACCUGCUUCCCGUCAGGUGGAGGUGCUGAUUGCCAUCUGCAGCCUCACGUCCCCGCUGCUGUUCACUGCCUCUGGGUACCUGUCGUUCAGCAUCAUGAGAAUCCUGGAGAUCUUCAAAGACUACCCGCCAGCCAUCAAGCAAUCCUACGACGUGCUGAGGUUGCUUCUGAUGCUGCAGCUGCUGCUGCAAGCCGGCCUCAACACUGGCACCGUCAUCCAGUGCGUGAGCUUCAAGCUGGGCGCGUCCUGGGAUGCUGCGCAGACCGGCCAGCAGGAGCGCCCAGCAGGGGAGGUGUCCAGAAGCCCCCUGAAGGAGUUCGACAAGGAGAAAGCGUGGAGGGCCGUCGUGGUGCAGAUGGCCCAGUGACCGUGGGGCGGGGAGACCGAGGCAGGAGCAGGGCCCCUGCCUGGCUAGUUGUCUUGAAGCUACCACUUUCUAAUUUGCCCUUCACCUUCGUCCAGGCCAGGCUGCAAGGGGCGCGAGCGGACGCGAGGAGGGGAGAGCUGCCGGAGACCGGAAUGGAGCCCGGCGAAACCAGGAGGCUCUCAUCCGCCUCCCUGGAAGGAGACCAGAGAGAAGAAAAUAAAUUAAAACGAGGAAUUUCCCAAGACUUGACAUCUUCCCCCAAAUCAGACAGAUACAAAAUAGCAAGACAAUUAACAGAAAAGGCCAUCAAGGAAAAGAAAAUUUUCUCCAUCUACGGGCACUACCCAGUGAUACGGGCCGCCCUCCGAAGAAAGGGCUGGGUGGAGAAGAAGUUCCACUUUCUGCCCAAGGUCCUCCUGAAUGUGGACGAUGACGGUGUGGGGGUGACAGAACAGAAACGUGCGGAAGGCAGAGAACACCAAGAAGCGGCUCCGGAGAAGACAGAUGACAUCCACGAUGUGAUGUCCAGGUUGGUCAAAAACGAAAUGCCGUACUUCCUCUGGACCAUCAAAAGGGACGUCGUUGACUAUCACAGCUUGAACUGUGACCAGAUGCUGAAUCACUAUGGGAAGACGGCUUCCUUCACCACCAAGAUCGGGCUGUGUGUGAACAUGCGGAACCUACCGUGGUACGUCCAGGCCGACCCUGACUCCUUCUUCCCACGUUGCUACGGCCUCUGCACCGAGAACGAGAAGCAAGAAUUCCUGGAUGACUUCCGGCGGACGGUGGCCUCCAGCAUCCUCAAGUGGGUGGUCAGGCACCACAAGUGCGGCAGCAGCGGGGAGGCCGGCGACCGUGGCCCCGGCAGCAAGAAAGUUCCCGAGAAUGCGGAAUCCAAGCCCAUGGGCCUCUCGGGGGAGCUCGUGGACACCGCAUGCAAGGUGUGCCAGGCCUACCUGGAUCAGCUGGAGCACGAGGACAUCGACAUCUCCAAGGACGCCGCCCAGGACCUCACGGAGGACGAGUGGAAGGACCUGACGCAGCAAUACUACUCCCUCGUUGACGGUGAUGCUUUCAUCUCCAAUUCGAGAAAUCACUUUUCGCAGUGCCAGGCCCUGCUGAACAAAAUCACGUCUGUGAACCCUCAGACGGAGAUCGACGGGCUUCGGAACAUCUGGAUCAUCAAGCCCGCAGCCAAGUCCCGCGGCCGAGACAUAGUGUGCAUGAACCGAGUGGAAGACAUCUUGCAGCUGGUGACCGCAGACCACCCGUCCGCCAAGGACAACAAGUGGGUGGUGCAGAAGUACAUCGAGACGCCGUUGCUCAUCUACGACACCAAGUUUGACAUCAGGCAGUGGUUCCUGGUCACCGACUGGAACCCCCUGACCAUCUGGUUCUACAAGGAAAGCUACCUGCGGUUUUCAACACAGCGCUUCUCCCUGGACAACCUGGACAGCGCCAUCCACCUGUGCAACAACUCCAUCCAGAAGCACCUGAAGAACGACGAGGGACGCAGCCCCCUGCUGCCCUACCACAACAUGUGGACCAGCACCAGGUUCCGGGAGUACCUGCAGAAGAGGGGCCGCGGGGCCGUGUGGGCCAGCGUCAUCUACCCGGCCAUGAAGCGGGCCGUCGCCAACACCAUGAGGGGGGUGCAGGACCACGUGGAGCCACGCAAGAACAGCUUCGAGCUGUACGGGGCCGACUUCAUCCUGGGCCGCGACUUCCAGCCCUGGCUGAUCGAGAUCAACUCCAGCCCCAGCAUGCACGCGUCCACGCCCGUCACGGCACAGCUGUGCGCCCAGGUGCAGGAGGACACCAUCAAGGUGGUGGUGGGUCGCAAGGUUGACCGCAACUGCGACGUGGGCAACUUUGAGUUGCUGUGGAGACAGGGCUUCGCCUGCAAGAACCGAGUGAACCGGAAUAUUCUUAGCAGCUUCUGCCGGCAGUCCCCUUCGUCCAUGUCCAGGUCCAUCCUGGAGGCCCUGACGCUCUCCACUGCCAUGAGGUGUGCCCCCCACGACGGUUGCUCCCUGCUCCUGCGUGUGCAGGCCUCCCUCACGCUGCACGAGAGCCUGCGGGGCCUGGAGGCCUGCUCCAUGAGCCUCGACACCCAGGAGACCCAGUGUCAGAGCGUGCGGGUCUCAAGGGCCUCCCGCCGACUUCAUGUGGGGCAGCAGCUCCAGGUGCACUUUGAAUGCUUCGAAGUAAGCGUGGCCCAGAGCCUCUACGUCACCCUGAGGACAGUGCCCCACUUCUGUGGGGUCCGGCUGGACCAACAAUACCAUGUGGAAGACUGCAGAGACCAAGACGUGGGGAGGAACCUGCCCUUCUGCUUUGCCGGGAAGUUCUCGUACUGGGUAGACCGCGGCCGCAAGGUCAUUCUGGUACAGGUGCCCGAGGCUCCCGCGGACUCCGACUACUACGUGCGGCUCUGCCUCAAGUGGUUCACCUGUGAGGACGUGGGUGCCCCAGUGCGGGUGAGCCCGGCCUCGGACACCGCCUCCGGGCCCAGACCGAGUUCCGCCCCACACCCGAGCCCGGGCUCCACCCGCCCCGGGGCCGCGCCCCCACAAGCCCCAGGCCCCACCCACCCCGGGCCGUCACGCCCCGCCCCGUCCCAGCCCAGGCCACGCCCACCCACUGGGCCCCCAGCCCCUGAGCCCUCCACUCCGCUGCAGGUGGCGGUGAACAGGGUCUCCCGCGCCGUCUCUCUGCCCUACAGCCAAGAGCUGCCGUGCCUGUGCCUUGAGGGCUGGUCUGCGACCCCUGACGCAGUGCGGAUGCAGGCCUGUCCCUUCGAAAAUGACACAGAGGCACUGUGGGACGCCAUCCGCUACCACCCCGGAAGCCAGGCACUGAGCUGGGAGCCCGCCUGCCCCGUGAGCGGCCACGUGAGCCUGUGCUGGCGCCCGGAGCCAGGGGCCCUCUGCCACGAGCUGGAGCACUCCGGCCGGUCGGCACAGGGCAGGGUGCAGUACCCGCUGGUGGACACACAGCCCCAGCUCUGCCUGAAGUUCUCCACCAGCCGGGGCUUCUGGGUGAGGUGCCCUUUCGAACGACUAGGCUUCCCAGCCUGGAAGAUGACUGUCCAGCCAGCCGCGUCUCAGGGCCACCUCCGGGUCACCUUCUUCUCGCCCAGUGCUGCCAGCUUCAAGGUGCACCUGUGUCACCAAAAGAAGAUAUGGCCCCCUGCCUGCCACCCAGCGAUCCAGGCCACGCCUCUCCCUCCAGCCUCAGGUGGCUUCAUGGCUGACUCCGCGGUUGCCUUCGUGGACAUCCCCAGGGACGAGGCUUGUGUCCCCAGCACCUGCAUCCAGGGCUGGAGGACCGAUGUGCACUUCUCCACCCCCCAGCAGCUGUGUGAUCUUCAAUGCACCCCCAGAGGAGCUUUUCAGUCGAGUCUGGGCCCCCGUUCCUCAGCCAAGAUCCCCUCCAGCAGAUCACAGGCCAAAGGGGCGACGGUCACCCCUGAGGGCCCGUAUCUGGGGCGGGGCUCCACCGCCUGCCAGCCAGGUGACCUGGGAGCUGACCCCAGCCACUGCCAGAACCUCCAUGCCACACCGGCUGCCACCCAGGGGACAGCGGACUGAGGCCAGGAGCCUCACGGAGCACAAGCAGGUGCCCUGGCUGAAUGCUGGGGUGCAGAGGGCUCACAUCUGGGGCUCCGAGCCUCUCGCAGCAAAAGCCAGGCCUCAGAACUUAGAAGUGGCUCGCCUGCACACGGG
Molecule: messenger RNA, 4696 nt
Organism: Prionailurus viverrinus (fishing cat)
Lineage: Eukaryota; Metazoa; Chordata; Mammalia; Carnivora; Felidae
Product: putative interleukin-17 receptor E-like
Exons: 29
Coding region: 473-4561 (1362 amino acids)
Biological process (GO): cilium movement; protein polyglycylation; cilium assembly
Cellular component (GO): cilium
Molecular function (GO): interleukin-17 receptor activity; protein-glycine ligase activity, initiating
Source: RefSeq, a predicted model, not a curated record